UAGUGAAUAUUUUCUUAACAAGAAGAAGAACAGUAUUAGAAAUUUGUAAAUAAAAAUAAUUAGGAGAAAUGAUAAUUUAUGGAGUGUAUAUAGUAAGCAAAUCUGGUGGACUUAUUUAUAACCUGGAUAGCAAUGUGCCGCGCAUAGAGCAAGAGCGUUCGUUUACGUAUCCUAUUGAUUUGAUGCUUGACUAUGAUCCGAAGAAAAUAUCUGUGGUCUUUAAUAAAAAAGAUGGUAUCAAUGUUGGACAUGUUUUGAUGGCUGUGAACGGAAUGCCAGUGAGCGGCAACACACUGGAAGAUGGUCGUGAUGUCAAAACUGUGCUGGAAAACGCAGAGAACUAUCCGCUGAAUUUGAAGUUUUGCAGGCCAAAAUUGACUACCAAUGAAAAGAUUGUACAGGCCAGUACGUUCUAUCCCCUCUAUGCAUUUGCGAGCCAACUCAGUCCGGAACCAAAAAGUUCUGGCAUUGAAAUAUUGGAAGCCGAUACAUUUACUUUGCACUGUUUUCAAACACUAACCGGAGUUAAAUUCAUUAUAAUUUCCGAAACAGGUCUAAGUGGAAUGGAUAUGUUACUUCGCAAAAUUUAUGAAUUGUAUUCGGAUUAUGUUCUAAAAAAUCCCUUUUACGCGCUAGAAAUGCCUAUACGUUGCGAAUUGUUUGAAAAUAAACUUAAAACGUUACUGGAUAUGGUCGAAAAGACGGGAAUAAAUAACUUGGAUAAAUAAUAUUUAUAUUUUGAUUCCAAAUAAAAACCUUGAAUAGAUUAAAAGAACACGAA
Messenger RNA from Anastrepha obliqua, 781 nucleotides. RefSeq names its product trafficking protein particle complex subunit 4 (gene Trs23). NCBI's taxonomy places the organism in Eukaryota, Metazoa, Arthropoda, Insecta, Diptera, Tephritidae. The coding region runs from base 69 to 728 and encodes 219 amino acids. The record is from RefSeq and is a predicted model, not a curated record. The transcript has 2 exons. Gene Ontology annotation, biological process: endoplasmic reticulum to Golgi vesicle-mediated transport. Gene Ontology annotation, cellular component: TRAPP complex.